Molecule: messenger RNA, 456 nt
Organism: Salvia miltiorrhiza (redroot sage)
Lineage: Eukaryota; Viridiplantae; Streptophyta; Magnoliopsida; Lamiales; Lamiaceae
Exons: 1
Coding region: 1-456 (151 amino acids)
Biological process (GO): DNA integration
Molecular function (GO): nucleic acid binding
Source: RefSeq, a predicted model, not a curated record
AUGGGAACCAUGUACGCCACCUGUCCCUUCGACAAGUGGGGAAUUGAUAUAGUGGGAAAACUCCCUACUGCACCUGGAGGAAAAUGUUUCCUCAUUGUAGCAGUCGAUUAUUUCUCCAAAUUGGUGGAGGCCAAGGCAGUGUCAAAAAUCGAUGAAUGCACUAUCGAGAGAUUCUUGUGGCGGAAUAUUUGUUGUAGAUACGGGUCGCCGAGGGUACUCGUCUCUAACAAUGGAUCACAGUUCACCGGAAAAAGAAUAGAAGAAUUUUGUCAUCGGAUGGAUAUCAUCCAAAGAUUUAUCUCUGUGGCUCACCCACAGGCCAAUGGCCACGUAGAGCUUACCAACCGCACCAUUUGUGAAGGGCUGAAAAGUGACUGGAAAAAAGUAAAUGGAGAUGUACGGAAGAGCUGGAUGGUGUUCUGUGGGCUCAUCGAACCAGCCCAAAAACUUCUAUAG